AUGGAGGAGGCGCAGGAGGGAAGCUUGCGCGGCGGCGGGAUGGAGUCCGAGGAGCCCGCGAGCCCCCCAAGCCCCCGCGCGCCGCCCUCGCCGCCGUCCCCGCCGCCGCCGGAGUCGCCGCCGCCCGCGGCCCCCGGGAGCCCCGAGGGGAGCCCCGAGGGGAGCCCCGAGGGGAGCCCUGAGGGGAGCCCCGAGGGGAGCCCCGCGGAGCCGCUGUCGGAGGCGCGCGCGCGCCGGCUGCUGCUGGAGGAGUGGGGGCCGCCGGGCCGGGACCUGGCCCUGCCGCCCGGCCUCUCCUGGCAGCUGCUGCUGCUGCGCCGGCCGCUCUACCGCAACCUGCUGCGCUCGCCCAACCCCGAAGGCAUCAACAUUUAUGAGCCAGCGCCCCCUACCGGCCCCACGCGGCAGCCCCUGGAGAAGCUGGGCAACUUCCGCGGGUGGUACAUUAGGACCGAGCAGCUGCAGCACAACUGCAGCUGGACGGUGAAGCAUCAGUGUGUGGACCUGCUGGCCGAGGGCCUGUGGGAGGAGCUUCUUGAUGAUGAGCAGCCGGACAUCACUGUCAUGGACUGGUUUGAGGACAGCCGGCUGGACGUGUGUGUCUAUGAGCUGCACGUCUGGCUGCUGGCAGCUGACCGCCACAGCGUCAUCGCUCAGCACCACGUGGCGCCCCGCACCUCUGGGAGGGGCCUUCCUGGCCGCUGGGUCCAGGUGUCCCACGUGUUCCGCCAGUACGGCCCCGGCGUGCGCUUCGUCCACUUCCUGCACAAGACCAAGGACCGCGCGGAGCCCGGGGGGCUGCGGCGCACAAGGGUGACCGACUCCUCCGUGUCCGUGCAGUUCAGGGAGGGCCGGGCUGUGUGA
This is a messenger RNA of Pipistrellus nathusii (Nathusius's pipistrelle), 864 nucleotides long. NCBI's taxonomy places the organism in Eukaryota, Metazoa, Chordata, Mammalia, Chiroptera, Vespertilionidae. The record is from the annotation of a GenBank genome assembly.